AGUUUUUUCCGGGUAUUUUGAGCGGCCAAGUACUGUAAGAAACAGCUUUUCUAUCUUCAAAAGCUGAUUAUAUCAUCAAAUUCUUUAUAUCUAGAGGACAUUUCUUGGUAUUUAUUAGAAGUGACCACUUCGUUGUAUUUUAGAAAGCGAUUUUGUUUUUGAUGUUUUGAUUUCAUGAUGCGUGGAAGAGUUACCCUUGCUACAUGUUCUCUCAACCAAUGGGCCUUAGACUUCGAAGGAAAUGUUAGAAGGAUACUUGAAAGUAUUCAAAUAUCUAAAGAUCGAGGUGCUUCCUACAGACUAGGCCCAGAGCUUGAAAUCUGUGGUUAUGGCUGUGCAGAUCACUUCUACGAGAGCGAUACACUGAUGCAUUCUCUUCAAGGUCUUGCCUACCUACUAAAGUCUCCCUUGACUCGAGGGAUCAUUUGUGAUGUUGGGAUACCUUUACUGCAUAAGAAUGUACGAUAUAAUUGUAGAGUUAUAUUCCUCGAUGGACAGAUAUUACUCAUAAGGCCUAAAAUGACGCUGUGUAAUGAUGGGAAUUACAGAGAAGGUAGAUGGUUUACUCCAUGGACAAAGCAAAGAGUGAUUGAAGAGUUCAAAGUACCCAAAAUAAUCUCAGAAAUAACAGGACAGACUACUGUCCCCUUUGGCGAUGGGGUAAUCUCAACACCAGACACAUGCAUUGGAAGUGAGGUGUGCGAGGAGUUGUUCAGUGUUCAUAGUAACCAUGUUGCCAUGGCAAUGGAUGGAGUGGAGAUUAUAACCAAUGGUAGUGGCAGUUACCAUGAAUUACGGAAGCUGAACAAGAGAGUGAAACUUGCAACAAGUGCGACAUUUAAGAGUGGUGGUAUCUACAUGUAUUCUAAUUUGCGUGGCUGUGAUGCCGAGAGAGUAUACUAUGAUGGUUGUUCCAUGAUAGUAAUCAAUGGUGAAGUUGUUGCACAAGGAACACAGUUCUCAUUACAAGAAGUUGAAGUUGUGACAGCAACAUUAGAUUUAGAAGAUGUGCGCACUUAUCGUUCCUCUUCUCCUACGUAUGGCAAAGCAGCGGAAUCAUUGACGCCAAGCUUUCCACGCAUCAAGACAGAAUUCUGUGUAACUAAGGAUGACAAUCUUGCUAUCCCAACCUCUCAACCAAUCCAAUUCCAUUACCACACUGCUGAAGAAGAGAUCAGCCUUGGUCCUGCCUGUUGGUUAUGGGACUAUCUGAGGAGAAGUGGACAAGCUGGCUUUUUCUUGCCUUUAAGUGGAGGUAUUGAUAGUUCAUCCACGUCUUGUAUUGUUGCAUCGAUGUGUCAUUUGGUUUGUGAAGCCAUAAAAAAUGGCGACAAGAAAACGUUGGAAGAAGCACAGAGGAUUGUUCGUGAUAGCAAUUACACCCCGACAGAUCCUAAAGAGUUUGCCAACAGAAUAUUCGUAACCUGUUACAUGGGAACAGAGAAUUCCUCAGCAGAGACAAAGAAGAGAGCAUGUAACCUAGCCCAGGAGAUUGGCAGCUAUCACUUGGACAUCAACAUAGAUUCUGUAGUAACUGCCGUUCUUGCUGUCUUCACUCUUAUUACCUCGAAAAUCCCAAAAUUUAAGGUCAACGGAGGUUCGAACCAAGAGAACCUGGCACUACAGAAUGUCCAGGCCAGAUUACGGAUGGUCUUAGCGUAUCUGUUUGCACAGCUUAUCAUGUGGUCACGUGGUUUGCAGGGUAGUUUACUGGUACUGGGAUCUGCAAAUGUGGAUGAGAGCUUAAGAGGUUACUUCACAAAGUAUGACUGUUCCAGUGCCGACAUCAAUCCUAUUGGAGGAAUAAGCAAGACAGACCUACGAUCAUUCAUAUUCUACUGCGUAGAGAAGUUUAAUUUAAACUCCCUGAUAACUAUCCUUGGGGCACCCCCCACAGCCGAGCUAGAACCUCUGGUAGAAGGACAGAUACGACAAACUGACGAGGAGGAUAUGGGAAUGACAUACAAAGAACUCUCGGUCUUCGGCCGUUAUCGAAGCUUCAUGCGCUGUGGACCUUACAGCAUGUUCUGUAAGCUGGUACACAUCUGGAAAGACAAGUACAGCCCCGUACAAGUCGCUGAAAAAGUGAAGCUGUUCUUUCGUUACUAUUCCAUCAACCGCCACAAGAUGACAACAUUGACACCUGGUUACCACGCAGAAGCUUACUCCCCGGAUGACAAUCGUUUUGACCAUCGCCCCUUUCUUUACAAUAUCCAAUGGUCCUGGCAAUUCAGCACCAUUGAUGACCACUUGAAGAGACUACAUGUAGCAGUACCCUCCCAACGACGUCAACAACAGUAUCACCAUGGUAACAACGUGUCAAUUUCACAAACUGAUGCCUCUUUAUCCUCUGCUUAUGUUUCUUCCACAAAAGUGAAGACUGAAAAACCUGAUGGUGAUUGUACGAUGCAGCAACAAAGGCUCCAUGUUAAAGCAUACAUGAAAAGAAAUGCUAGAACCAGCAGCUUAGAGCUUCAGAAUACAAGUUAUGCAGCCCAUUUUCCUGGGAAAAAUGUUGGUGAAUUGGAAGACAAUUUGGUUGCUUCAACCUGUCCUCCAUCAUGUCCACCUGGUUGUCCUCCACCAUGUCCUGCCCUCAUUCGUAUUAAACCAGAACCAGUGGAAGUUGAGUCGGAGUUGAUUGAGAUUCAGUACCCAAACCACAAGGAUUGUAUUUUCUCUUCAUAUUCUUGUGAUAUGAAUCAUCGAAGUGAUUGUAGUCGGAGGAAGAGAGACAUAACAGCGUUUCUCGACAGCUGUCAAUCAUCUGGUGACGUAAAUGAAGAAAUGAACAGGAAAAAAUACUUACGUGUCUGCAAUCAAUGACAAAAGUGAUGGAUAUUUUAGCCGCCAUGUUGGUCAAAUGAUUUCUCACAAGUCUCUUUUAACUCUGGUUGGUUGAAUUAUUUCUCAUAUUAGUAAGUCUCUUUUAACUCUGUUAUAAUAUCCGUGAUGGCGGCCAUGUCUUUUGUUAUAUCAUCAAUUAUGGUGGCUAUGUCUUUUGUUAGUUCAUCCAACAUGGUGGUCAUGUCUUUUGUUAUAUCAUUCAACAUGGUGGCCAUGUCUUUUGUUACGUCAUCCAACAUGGUGGCCAUGUCUUUUCUUAUA
Messenger RNA from Actinia tenebrosa (Australian red waratah sea anemone), 3108 nucleotides. RefSeq names its product glutamine-dependent NAD(+) synthetase. Gene Ontology annotation, biological process: NAD+ biosynthetic process. The record is from RefSeq and is a predicted model, not a curated record. Gene Ontology annotation, molecular function: ATP binding; NAD+ synthase (glutamine-hydrolyzing) activity; glutaminase activity. Gene Ontology annotation, cellular component: cytoplasm. Lineage: Eukaryota; Metazoa; Cnidaria; Anthozoa; Actiniaria; Actiniidae.